Messenger RNA from Eupeodes corollae, 2348 nucleotides. Its product is annotated as UPF0605 protein CG18335. The transcript is spliced from 2 exons. The coding region runs from base 602 to 916 and encodes 104 amino acids. The record is from RefSeq and is a predicted model, not a curated record. NCBI's taxonomy places the organism in Eukaryota, Metazoa, Arthropoda, Insecta, Diptera, Syrphidae.
UUGUAAGUUUACACGAUUUAAAAACAUUUUGACAGUUUUUUCACUAAUAGAACUGACAAUCAUCUGUCUUUAGACUUUCAAUAUUUGAACUAUUAUUAAUUGAAAAAAAAAAAUAAAUUAGUUCAUCGAACUAUAAAUCUGUUAAUAGUGAAAAAUUUUACAAAAUAAGGGAAGCAAAAUAUAAUAGUUUCUAGUUAGCUCCACCGCAUAACUAUAUUCUUGAGUCCAUAACUUCAAUUCUAAGCUAAAAUUACAGCUUUCAGUGACCAUAACGAGGAUACAGCACAGCUCACUUUAGUAUACUUCUCUUCGCACUACACUAAAUGCCAAUUGUUCAUUGUUUCCUGUAGAAUAUUCUUUUCGGUUUCGACCCAAAAGUUUGUUUAUUAACAUUAAUUCUAUGUAAAGCUAGAAAUGGGAAGAAAACUUUUUUGGUAUCUAGAUGUUGGUAGUGGGAAUGUUUUUGUUUAAAAACUAACUUUGGUUGUUAAGCAUGUCAGGCAUCGAUAAAACAAUAAUUUCAGUGUUAAUAUUUAUUAAAGAAAUUUGAUUCCAAAAACAAGUUGCAUUUUAUAUUCUUUAAAGUUUCAGAAUAUAAGCCAUGUCUUAUGCCACAAGAUACGGUGGUCAUAUUCCAAAAGCACUCAAUCACAAUAAAGUGGUGCAUCAAAAAGACUCCAACGAUAUUCUUUUAUGUGAAUUUUCUGAUUAUAAAUGUUAUCAUCAGCGUUAUAAGGAGCUUGAACCAAUAGAAUAUAAAGGAAUUGGAACUACAUUGCCAGGAUAUGAUAGAUUUCAGAUCUACAAUCGAGCUGCAGGAAUUGUUCCUAACUAUGGUGGUCAUGUGCCAGGAAAGAAUUUACAAUAUGGCAAAACUUUUGGAAACAUUACAAUUGAUGCUAGAAAAUGGCUUUAAAGAAGUUAAAGGGAAUUUAUUUUCAACGAAAACAAGAUUUACAAUGUUCCAAAAAAUGUGUGUUCAAAUUUGUUUUAAAUUAAGUGAUAUCAUUUUUAGAGUUUUCAAAGAAAUAUACAAGUUUACUUUCAACAAUUAAAAAAAAGAGUGUAGGGAUACUAUAAUGUGGUUUUGCACUUAAUGCUCCGUUUUGAUUCAAAUACUUUCUGUCAGAAGUGUUUGUUGUAAGAUAUCUACUCUAAUAUCAUAAAGCUAAAGAGUGUGUUUGCUUGUUUGUUUGGACCUGCUAAUCUCAAGAAGUACCGGUCCGAUUUGAAAAAUUCUUCCAGUUUUAAGACCAUUUAUUGAUUGACAAAAGCUAUAGGCUAUAUUACAUUACGCUAACACUAAUACGAGUAUUUUUUCUCUUUUGAGAGCUUCUAAUGCACGCGCUGCAGGAACAGUUAAGUUGUUGAACAAAUUUUGUUCGCUGUAUCAGUUUUCAAAGAAAGUCCCUGACAGCAGAUGUUUAUCUUUUAAAGUUUUUUCAAUCAAAGAAUGCAAGUAAUGCCGAAGGGCGUAGCUAGUGUAUUGUAAAAGAAUUCCUGGUUUUAGGAAUUAGAACUAUUUGUAUCUUAAAACCUAACAUUCUUAUGCUAAACACUACAAUUCAUAAUACUGUAAUUCGAUAACCUUGUAUCUACAGCUGUGGUGUAAUAUCGAUAAAUAAUAAAUAAAAUUCAAUCUAACAAUCAUUAAUAAACCGUUAAACAUCUAUAUAAUUAUAGAAAAACGUCUAAUAAAUCACUUUUAUUAACAAAACAAACUUGUUUGGCAGAAAUAGAAAUAAAAUUCCACAAACAUUCAGCAUAACAUUUCAAGAUUUUAGAAUAACACAAAAAUUCAUUGCAAUCGAACAACGCGACGACGGACAAAUACCACUCUGCAACCCGCAACCCGUAACUAAAUGUUGUAGUUUUCUGCUGACGCCAAAGAAUGGCUGACGACAAUUAAUGACUAUAGACGCACCAAAGUCUACAAUGCCAACCACAUUUUUGUCAUUCAUUAUGGUUGUUUUUUUUUUCUUUUUUCAAUUUGUUGCUUAAUCGAUUUUUAUUGUUUAACUAUUUACAAUGAACAUACGUAGACACAUAUUAUGAAUAAAUAAUAUAAAAUGUUUGCUUUCAAAACUGAAUUUAAGUUUAAUCUCAUUUUGAAAAUUCAAUAUGAUUUUGAAAUUAGAGCAUUCGAUAGGAAGGUAGAGAAUGAUAAAAUUUGUAUCUUUAACUGAUGGAAAAUAAAUUGAUCACGAUCUUGAUGAGAGAAAAUGAACUCACUCGUCUAUGCACCAAACUUAAGGAAUAUUUUUCUUAAGGUUGUGAUAUUUUAAUUUGCAUUUAUUAAUUAGCAUAUAUACUUUACUAUAUACAGAGCUCGAUGAACGAACCAAACA